AUGGACGUGCCCGCUUUUCUAGAGGGGGAGGGCGACCCGGCAGAGGUGGAGGGUGCUGGGCCUGCAAUCCACGCACCCUUCUCCCUCGAUGACGACUUGGGCGUGGAGGAGUGCAUUGAGCCCGUGGACGUAGGCGCCGUGGAGGCCGAACUCAAGUCUCUGCUCGCCCCUCCCAGCUCUCCAUCUGCCGCUCUGCCCACCACUUCUGCUCCCACCUCACAGCCCACGCCGUCUUCCUUCCACCACAUUGCAACCGCUCAGCCCUUCUCACCACGGGAGUGGGUGUUGUCCUUCUUUACUGGUGAGGCGCGAACGAAGCGGAGGGCUGCACUCGUGGCCCGCUUCACGCCGCUCUACGUCGGGUGGCGCGAGGCUCGCGACGUUGAUCCCGAUCGUGAUGAGGGUGCUGCCCAGGAGCAAGACGCAUACGCCGAUGCCCCUGCGGGCAGCGGUGAUGCUCGACACUACUCGGCGUUCCCGCACGAGCGACGGCUGUCGUCCGUCGUGCUCGACCGGCACGUCGUCGCCCCGCUGGCGCUGGUGUGCGCGGCCGCCAUGUGGCUCUACGCGUCGCAGGGAAACUGGCUUGCGGUUGCCUUCGCCGUCUUCGCAGCGCUCGUCGGGCUCAACGCCCUCGCGCUCCACACGGAGGAGUGGCUCACGGAGCGAACGCACCAUCGCAACCUCCGCGCGCUUCAGCGGAUCGCGCAGCGUAGUGCCGACUACCAACGCGUCGAAUCCGAGCUUCUGGCGCGCGGCUACAAAAUUGGCCAGAGGCUGGGACCCAUAUCGCGGAUGGAGGCGAACGGGCCAGUUCAGUCGCUGGCGGCCAUGCGCCUGCGUACGCUGCUGCGACGGUCGAUCGACGCUCUCCGCUCGGCCUUUCGUGCGGUCCCGUCAGCGUCGCCGUCGUCGACGCCCACGGCUUCAUCGCAUUCUGAAAUGUCGAGCGCCGAAGCGGAGGGCACCGAACGGGAUGCCGACUACUGGAAUCGGACGCUGGCGGUGCUGAAACAGGACUACUACGCUCUGCUCAACGAAUCGGAAGAGCACUUGGACCGCCUCGCCGACAUUCUACCUGAGUUGGGGGCGUACGGCCUGAGAGCGCACCUGGAGCGGCUGAGCGAGCUCUACGCCCGGCAGUGCUUGGCCUUGCAGGCCGCACUCAAGGGCCAGCGCGGCGUUGCGGAGAGCAAGAAGCGGGGCCUGCCCCGAGCGGCGCCUCGCCGCCUGGGCGAUAAGAAGUCGCCCAGGGCCAAGCUGGCGGCGAAGCUGGACCGCAUCCUGCAGCUGUCCAAGCAGACCCGCGCCACGACCCGCCUGUUGCUGCAGCUC
Messenger RNA from Acanthamoeba castellanii str. Neff, 1335 nucleotides. RefSeq lists its product as uncharacterized. The record is from RefSeq and is a predicted model, not a curated record. The transcript is spliced from 8 exons. NCBI's taxonomy places the organism in Eukaryota, Discosea, Longamoebia, Acanthamoebidae. The annotation marks the transcript as partial.